Triplophysa rosa is the source of this 3363-nucleotide messenger RNA. It is a transcript of the gene dgkaa, whose product is annotated as diacylglycerol kinase, alpha a. The record is from RefSeq and is a predicted model, not a curated record. The transcript is spliced from 25 exons. NCBI's taxonomy places the organism in Eukaryota, Metazoa, Chordata, Actinopteri, Cypriniformes, Nemacheilidae. The coding region runs from base 142 to 2319 and encodes 725 amino acids. Gene Ontology annotation, cellular component: plasma membrane. Gene Ontology annotation, molecular function: ATP-dependent diacylglycerol kinase activity; calcium ion binding. Gene Ontology annotation, biological process: intracellular signal transduction; lipid phosphorylation; diacylglycerol metabolic process.
AAACAUUUUAGGCGUGUUCACUGUCAAUUCUCAGUCGCGUUUCCCAUGGACAAACAUAGCUCAACGCUUUCUCACAGACAAGAUUGAAUCACUUAUCGCUGACCGCGGUUGCCAGGAAAGUGUUAUUGAAAGGCAGUCGAGAUGUCAGACUCAGACGACAGAGAGCUGAGGCCGAUCGACUUCAUCCAGCUUCAGCAGUACAUUGACUACUGCAGUUUGACAGUAAAAGGUGUGUUAAAGGAGUUUAAUGCAGAUGGCAGAUUAGCCAAGUACAGACAUGGAGAGUGCAUAGAUGAAGAGGGUUUCCGGCUCUUCUUGAAGACAUAUUUGGAAGAGGACGACUUCCCAGCAGAUCUGUGCCAACGCUUGUUCAGAUCUUUCCAAAACUCAGAGUCGGCUAGAUCAGUUGAAAACAAGGACGUCUUUCUGAAGGAUGUGUCCUGUUAUUUCUCUCUUCUGGAAGAUGGGCAACCACGGGACAAACUUGAAUUUUCUUUUAGACUUUAUGACAGAGAUGGCAAUGGAGUGCUGGACAGUUCGGAAGUGGACCGCAUUAUUGCCCAGAUGAUGCAUGCAGCAAACUACCUUGGUUGGGAUGUGUCUGAACUGCAGCCUGUUCUGAAAGAUAUGAUGACAGCGAUUGAUUCGGACAGCAGCGGAACCGUGUCAUUGGAGGAAUGGGUGGAGGGAGGCAUGAAUAACAUCCCGCUGCUGGUUUUACUGGGACUGAAGGUGAACCAAAGAGAUGGCCAGCAUCUGUGGCGGAUGAAGCAUUUUAACAAGCCUGUGUACUGUAACGUGUGUCAGAAUAUGCUGCUUGGGCUGCGCAAACAGGGUCUCUGCUGCACCCGUUGUAAAUACACAGUGCACGGCCGGUGUGCCAAUAAGAACCCAGCUCCAUGCAGCCGCACAUAUGUGAAGUCCAAGAAAGAGACAGGGAUUGCAUCUCACGACUGGGUGAGUGGAAACUGUGAUUCAGGGAAGUGCGACAGGUGUCAAAAGAAAAUAAAGCAUGGCCUUACUGGAAAACGCUGCAUCUGGUGUCACACAUUGAGACAUGAUGAGUGUGCGACUCAGGAACCCUUAGAAUGCCACUGUGGCCUUUUAAGGGACCAUAUUUUACCCCCGUGGGCCAUAUACCCCAUCAUUAAGGAGAGGCAGAACAGCAUUAAGAAUGGAUGUUCAUGUGCAGGUGAUGAUAGUGAGCUCAACACUACACCUGACGGACAGAUACUACAGAUAAGCCCAAUUCCUGACACACAUCCACUUUUGGUGUUUGUCAACCCUAAAAGUGGCGGAAAGCAGGGAGAGAGAAUCCUUCGAAAAUUCCAAUACUUGUUGAAUCCUCUGCAAGUUUAUAAUCUUAACAAUGGCGGACCAGGACCAGGGUUGCAUUUCUUCAGAGAUCUAGAAAACUACAGGAUAUUAGUCUGUGGAGGAGACGGCACAGUGGGCUGGAUUCUUGACGCCAUAGAUAAAGCCAACCUGCCAGUGCGCCCCCCUGUGGCUGUGCUUCCUCUUGGCACAGGAAAUGAUCUGGCACGGUGUCUGCGAUGGGGUGGAGGUUAUGAUGGCAUGGAUCUGGGCCGAAUCCUGAAAGACAUAGAGGGGAGUUCUGUGGUUUCGAUGGACCGCUGGAGUGUACAGGUGAUUACGGAGGAAAGCCAGGACAGAGGUGACCCAGUGCCCUACGAAAUCAUCAACAAUUAUUUCUCCAUCGGAGUGGAUGCGUCUAUUGCUCAUCGCUUCCACACCAUGAGAGAGAAACAUCCUCAGAAGUUUAACAGCAGAAUGAAGAACAAACUUUGGUACUUCGAAUUUGCCACCUCUGAGACCAUCUCUGGAUCUUGUAAGAAACUAAAGGAGUGUCUCACCAUUGAGUGUUGUGGGACACCGUUGGAUCUCAGUAAUCUCUCUCUGGAGGGUAUAGCUGUCCUCAACAUUCCCAGCAUGCACGGCGGGUCCAACCUGUGGGGUGAAGCCAAAAAAAGUGACAAAGCAGACCAGGAGUUGCCUGAGGUCAUCGUGGACCCUGAAGUCUUAAAAGUGAGCCCGCAGGACAUCAGUGAUAAGCGCAUGGAGGUGGUGGGUUUGGAAGGAGCCAUUGAAAUGGGACAGAUAUACACAGGGCUGAAGAGCGCUGUCCGACUCGCCAAAACAUCUCAGAUUACCAUCAGGACAAAUAAACCAAUGCCCAUGCAGAUUGAUGGAGAGCCGUGGAUGCAGCCACCUUGUACAAUUCAUAUUACACAUAAGAACCAAGCCAAUAUGCUGAUGGGCCCUCAAGCCAAAUCCACUGGCUUUUUCAACCUGAAAUAGUUUACCCAUACCUGUCCAAUGCUAUGUAUGAAAGAUGCUGUACAAAUCUGCGUGCAUUAUCAGGUUAAUGGACAACAUCUGUUUAAAGUCUAAUUUUAUCUCUGCAACAAAUGCUUAAUAAGGUUUCAAUUUUUAUUUAUACUCUUUUAGGAGAUAGCUCUUACAUGCAGUGACGAUUUCACAGAUCUCUUCCUCAGCCCAUCUUAACAUGAAUUGUGCAUCAAACUGUACUUAAACAGUAUAGGUCAUGCAAUUUUUUGCAUGGAUUUUGUUUUGCUGUGAAAAAUGUAUUGCACAGUUCAUUCCAAGUAAAUGGAUGUUUUUUUAAGAUAAUCUUAAUAUGCAUCCACUAUAUGGAUCCGUUUGCUAAGGUUUGAUGCACAGUCUAUUCAGUGGCUUUGCUGUAUAGGUGAUUUAAAAAGGACUGCUAUAUGCCAAUUGCACAGCCUUUUUUCUUUGUUCUUAGUUUAUAAAGUCAAUCAUCUGGUCAUUGCAGUUACAAAUCAUUAUAUAUGUCACUAUUCAUCCAGGUGCCCACCUAAACAACUAGAUUCAGUGCAUUGAAUUGUAAUUUAUUUGCUGUAUAAGAAGCAGGUGUACUGUUUGGAUAAUAUAUUGAAACAGAAUUAACAGUAUAAUGUAUAAAUAAUUUUAUUGGGUCAUUUUUAUUGUAUCCAGAAUGGAUUGAGUCAGUUCGGUAAAACUGAUUUUUCAUACAUUUGCACAGUGUGGAUGAAACGUAAUGUAUUUAGUGUGCUAAUGCUCCUUAAAUUUAGAUAAUUCAAUGGGCAAAUUUGUGGUUUUAGAUAGCAUGUUGCACACCUUCUCUUUUAUAUAUUCUUUGGGUUUGCUGUACAGAACACUUAAGGCAGUGGCUCUUAACUCCUUAAUGAGGGAGACGUGCAAAAAGUGCAGUUCUGUGGGUCCCCAAGACCAAUAUUGAGAAUCACUGAUUUAAGGCAGGCAUCAUUUUAUUGUGCUCUUGAGAAUGCAGAAAUUCCAUUAAUUUUGUGAAUUUGUCUGAAUAAAUAUUUCAACGUUUAA